This is a messenger RNA of Aphanomyces invadans, 1378 nucleotides long. RefSeq lists its product as hypothetical. Gene Ontology annotation, molecular function: protein binding. Lineage: Eukaryota; Oomycota; Saprolegniomycetes; Saprolegniales; Verrucalvaceae. The coding region runs from base 17 to 1285 and encodes 422 amino acids. The transcript has 5 exons. The record is from RefSeq and is a predicted model, not a curated record.
UUCAGGACGGACAGCCAUGUCGUACAACAAGUUCGGGAACGGCGGCCGCGGCGGGUAUGGAGGCGGCGGGUACGGCGGUAGUCGGGGCGGUGGACGAGGCGGUGGACGCAUCAACCGUAUCCAGAACAGGGGACCGGGCCACGAAGUCUGCGCGUUUUACCUCGACGAUCGAUGCACACGGCCAACGUGCAACCACCCACACUUUGUCAAGCGCCUUGGCGUUGCCCACGGCCACACAAACGCUGUCAAGGAUGUCGUGUUAUGGGAAGGCAAGCAGCAAGCGUUCACGUGCUCAAACGACGGGACGAUCCGUCUGUGGGACUGUGCCACAUGGAAGGAAACCGCACAGAUCCCCGUGUGCAACGUCGAAUUGGACAUUUUGCCGACGGAACGCGACAAGAAAAAGACGAGCGAAGGCAUUGCGGCCCUCCAUCUUGAAGGAUCGCACUUGUUUGUCGGGUACGAGGAACCGAUUCCACAACUGCCAGGAUGUCCUGUGGGCAAGAUCAAGUGCUGGAACUUGGACAACCCUUCGGCACCUCCCCUUGAGUUCAUGGUCAGUCCAGACAUGCCGUUUGCGCAUUACCGCAACGUGUGGGCGUUGACGGUGGCGAAGAACCCAGUGACUGGCGAACUGAUUGUACUGAGUGGCUCUGGCGAUGGCCGCAUUCGGUACUGGACGUUUGACGCGGCCAUGGGCUGCUUCAAGUGCGGCGGACUCAUGGAAGGCCAUUCCCGCGGGAUCACACGGCUAAAGACAGUGCAGCUUGGCGCGACCACAGCCCUGAUUUCGUCAAGUAUGGACCACACGAUCCGCAUCUGGGACCUCGCAACGUUCAAGUGUGGCACAGUGCUGACGUCGGCCAACGAAGGCCAUGCAAACGUCGUGAUGGACUUGGACGUGUGGGUGAACGGCGCCGAGCAGUAUUUGAUCAGCGGCGGGCUCGACAAGCAAGUGAUUGUGUGGAAUUUGGCUCCCCCGUUUGCCAAAGUGUAUGCGGACACGGUCGACCUCCCGAUUCUGUCGCUGUGCAUCUCGUCGGACGGCCAGGACGCGCCGCUUCUGCUCAUGGGCCACGAUGACGGGUCGAUUUCGGUGAAGGAACUGCCAUCGUUCAACUACAAGAUGGCAUUUGGCAAAGUCUUGAACAACGUUGGCCACUCGCAGCCCGUGCGGCGAAUCAUUCCUGGCCCCCUCCACACGUUCUUCACCGUCAGUAUGGACAACAAAAUGAUGGCGUGGCAAGUGACCGGCAAGGCGGCGGACAUCCCGACGUCCAAUUGAGUGUAGCAACGCAUGUCAGCAGUAGAGAAACGAACCAAAACGAUCGGACAAGUCAGUGGCGUGUGUUUGUGCAAUAUGUAGCAAGGUCUCGCC